AUGACAGACAGGACAAAACAAUAUGUCUUCGAUCUCGUGGACAUAAACACAAAACCUAGGAGCUUCCAGGACCUCAAGGCGGCCACGGACCCUUUGCCAUACUUUGCUGGAUGUUAUAAACGUUCACUUUUCUACUUCUACUUUCACUUUAAAAUAAACAUGGAUACAAUAACACGUGCGAAACAAAGUUUAAGAAUCUGUUAUGAAUUGAAGUCUGAACAACUUACUGCACUUCGUGCCUUCAUAGAGGGAAGAGACAUCGUUUGCUUAUUACCCACUGGUUUUGGGAAAAGUGUAAUAUUUCAGAUGAUGCCAUUUCUUUCGGAGGACCCCAUGGCUUGUGUUAUCGUUAUAUCCCCACUGAACGCCAUUAUGAAGGACCAAGUACGAAAACUGUGUGAAAAUGGAAUUCCUGCUUGUUUUCUUGACAUUACAGGAAGAGAUGGCUCCACCUUCAAGCUGAAACAUGUUGUGGAUAGAGAUCCUGUAUAUAUUUUGGCUGGUGAUGUUGAUGAGCAUGACUACAGCAGCAAUGAUGACAUUGAUGAAGAUACUGGACAGCUGCACAUUAAAGUAUCAAAAGAAGAAGUGGCAGCUGGGAAAUUCCGUCUCAUUUAUGCACAUCCUGAGGCUUUCCUUUCCUCCAAAGAUGGAAGGAAAAUUUUGCAAAGCAAGGCUUUGCAAGAUCACAUUUGUGGAAUUUGUAUUGAUGAAGCUCACAUGAUACACGAGUGGGGAGAAGACUUUCGGAAAGAUUUCUCCAGAAUUCAAGAAUUGCUGGCUAUUUUCCCCAAGGUACCUGUGUCCCUUUUCACAGCCACUGCAUCAAAGUCAACAAAAGAAAAACUUGUUAAAAACCUUGGGUUAAAAAAUCCUUUAUUCAUUACUAAGAACCCAGACAGACCAAACAUCAAGUACCACAAGUAUGAGCGACUCUCCAGCAUAAAACAAGAGAACGACUUGGACAAAAUUCUGGGGGAAAUUGCAAGUGGUUUACUAAAGGACAGAAAACAUUAUCCUCUCACUUUUAUAUAUACAGAUUUAGAAUCAAUUAGGUAUGGAUAUAGGUUUUUGGAGAAACUCAGCAAAUCUGAACCGGUCAUUCGUGUGGUACUUGCCACUGUAGCCCUUGGCAUUGGUAUGCAUGCACCUGCUGUUCGAAAAGUUAUUCAUUUCAAAUGUCCUACAAGCAUUGAAAAAUAUCUACAAGAAACUGGUCGUGCUGAACGGGAUGGAUUACCAGCUGAUGCAAUUUUGUAUGUAAAUAAAACAGAUGUCAGGAAAAACAGACCUGGCAUGCAAAACUCAAUGCGCCAAUACUGUACAAGUACAGACACCUGUUUGCGUUUGCAAUUGUUACAACAUCUGGAUUACAAGCCAGAAGAGGGGAACAAAAAUUGCAAAUGCUGUAGUGUAUGUGAUAUUUUAUGCAAUUGCACAGACUGUGAACUAUAA
This is a messenger RNA of Ostrea edulis (European flat oyster), 1455 nucleotides long. RefSeq names its product ATP-dependent DNA helicase RecQ-like. Gene Ontology annotation, molecular function: 3'-5' DNA helicase activity; four-way junction helicase activity; nucleic acid binding. The transcript is spliced from 5 exons. Gene Ontology annotation, biological process: double-strand break repair via homologous recombination. The record is from RefSeq and is a predicted model, not a curated record. Lineage: Eukaryota; Metazoa; Mollusca; Bivalvia; Ostreida; Ostreidae. Gene Ontology annotation, cellular component: chromosome; cytoplasm; nucleus. Bases 1 to 1455 code for a protein of 484 amino acids.